AUGGGAGGAAUAAACAGCCACAGCUACCACCAGCAGCACAGCGGCAUUAAAUCCGAGGAACACGAGUAUGGGAAGAGCUUAGCGAGUUGGGAACAAAAACAAUUGCAUUCCCCAUCCCAACAACGGAGUUGGGAACAAAAACAAAUGCAUUCCUCCCCAUCCCAACAACGCACAUUGUGGUGUUUAGGCCUUGGCAGCUUCAGAAGCCUUAUCACCUGGUUCCUCCUCAUCGUUUCUAUGCUCUACAUUCUCUACUCCUCCAAUCUCCUCCUCACCAACGAUCCCAAUUGCGCCUCCACAACUUCCGUCCUCUCCACUGAUGAACAUCUCUCUUCUUCCUCCACCUCCGACGAACAUCUCUCUUCUUCUAGUCAAUUCCUCCGCAAUACCAAUUUCAGUUCCUCCUCUACCUCUAAACCCAUGAUCAGACAUGGAGGAGAAACAGAGGAACGACAAAGGGUUACUGUGUUGCAAUCCCCACGUCAAUUUGACACGGAGCUCAAACACAUCGUGUUCGGCAUCGCGGCGUCGUCAAAUCUGUGGGAGCAGAGGAAGCAAUACAUCAAACAGUGGUGGAGGCCAAGGGUAACGAGAGGUGUGGUGUGGAUGGACAAACCCGUCAGAACCCGCCCCAAUGAAGGGCUGCCGCAGAUCCGGAUCUCCGGCAACACCUCCAAUUUCCCCUACACGAACCGGCAGGGGAGCCGGUCGGCGCUGAGGAUAUCGAGGGUUGUAUCAGAGAUGGCGAGACUAGGGAUGAAGGACGUGAGGUGGUUGGUGAUGGGUGACGACGACACGGUGUUCGUGGUGGAAAAUGUGGUGAGGGUGCUCUCCAAGUAUGACCACCGCCAGUUCUAUUACGUGGGGAGCUCCUCGGAGAGCCAUAUCCAGAACAUCUUCUUCUCCUACGCCAUGGCUUACGGCGGGGGCGGUUUCGCCAUUAGUUAUCCCUUGGCGAAAGCUCUUGAGAAGAUGCAGGAUCGCUGCAUCCACAGGUAUCCUGGCUUGUAUGGCAGUGACGACCGUAUACAGGCCUGCAUGGCCGAACUGGGUGUGCCCCUCACCAGAGAAGCUGGAUUCCAUCAGUAUGAUGUGUAUGGAGACCUCUUGGGUCUAUUAGCUGCACACCCUGUAGCUCCAUUAGUAUCAUUGCAUCACCUAGAUGUGGUGGAUCCUAUAUUUCCAGGCAAGAGCAGAGCCAGAGCAAUCCAACACCUCACCGAAGCCAUCAAACUCGAUUCUGCCAGUAUAAUGCAACAAUCCAUUUGCUAUGACAAGAAGAGAAACUGGUCAAUCUCUGUCUCAUGGGGCUAUGUUGUUCAGAUCUUAAGGGGUGUCAUCUCACCCAGAGAACUGGAAAUGCCCACCAGAACAUUCCUCAAUUGGUACAAAAGAGCUGAUUACACUGCGUACGCAUUCAACACUAGGCCUGUAACCAAGCAUCCAUGCCAAAAGCCUUAUAUUUUCUACAUGAACACUAUCAGAUAUGAUCGUGUUAAGGAGCAGACAUUGGGGAUCUACUCUCGCCAUAGAGCUCCACAACCUUAUUGCAGGUGGAGAAUGGAUUCACCAGAGGAAAUUGAUUCCGUUGUUGUCAUUAAGAGACCAGACCAUCUACGAUGGCAGAAGUCACCAAGGAGGGAUUGUUGUAGAGUUUUGCCAUCAAAUAAGAAAUCAACCAUGUACGUACUUGUGGGCAAUUGUGAAGAAGGGGAGACUAGUGAAUUAUGACAAUGGGAUUAGGUUGGUUUUGUUUUAAUUUCUUUGUGAUUAAAUGGAAUCUCAACUGAUCAAAUUAAUUGGAUAUCCUGUGUUGUAGAGGAAAUCCAACAAGCUCAUAUGCUAGAUUCCAAACCAAUCUCCCCCUCCC
Messenger RNA from Telopea speciosissima, 1870 nucleotides. RefSeq lists its product as uncharacterized. The record is from RefSeq and is a predicted model, not a curated record. Gene Ontology annotation, molecular function: acetylglucosaminyltransferase activity. Lineage: Eukaryota; Viridiplantae; Streptophyta; Magnoliopsida; Proteales; Proteaceae. The coding region runs from base 1 to 1731 and encodes 576 amino acids. The transcript has 3 exons.